UGUCAGCCAGACAUUCGAAGCAUUGCAAUCUCGCAAUUAAAUGACGACGACGACGAUGUUGUUGAUGUGGGUGGCGGUGGAAUUACGGGGAAGCAUUACCGCCAUCCGUCGUUCGCUGCCCACAAUCUCCGAAUUCAUGUUUACUAUCUGAUGGUUCUCCAUCUUUCAAUUUGAAUCUCCCUGGACCUUUGUUUGCUGCGGUUUCGUGGUUGGGUUUCAAUCCCAUGGCAAGUGAAUUGUAGCAGCAGCAGCAGCAGCAGUAGUAGCAGUAGCAGCAAAUUGAGCGUAGCACUGGAAGAGAGAGAGAGAGAGAGCCAGGUUUUUGGUUUUGAUACGUGGGAGUUUUGGGAUUGCGGAAUUGCUCGAUGAUGGAUGCGGUUGGGGCUGAAGUCCUGGAAAAUGGAGGCGGACAUGGAAGAAUUUGUAGGAUUGUGAGGAGGAGCAAGAGAUGCCUCUGAGUUGCUAAAAUUGGAUCCUCGUGGCGUGUCUUGUCAAUUUAGCUUGGACAUGGCUCCUGCUCUUUCCUUGAGCCUUCGUCCGUGUUCUUCUUUUGUAGUUUUUGCUUCUGGCAAGAAUCAAGAUUCUCCUCAGCCACCGCGGAUCACCUCUAAUGUAAAACGCAACCUUCGUCUACUGAAGCUCUUCAAGGAGUUCGCCAAGAAGCAAUCAGGGGGUAAUACAAGGCCCAGCACGAGUUAUCGUAAGAAGCCGGUAGAAAAGCAGGAAAUGCCUGAUGGUGCAGACAAUUUUGUUGACCCAACCACCAAGCUUUAUAACACCAAUGAUGGCUUUGAUUUCGCGACAUCAGUGCUCUUAGUUGAUGGUUACAAUGUGUGUGGCUUUUGGCCAAAACUGAAAAAACAUUUUGCACGCGGUCAACUAGAGACAGCUAGAGACAAACUCAUCCACGAGCUUAUCACAUUCACGCAUGUAAAAGGUCUGAAAGUGGUUUGUGUUUUUGAUGCUGCAAUGUCUGGGUUGCCCACUCAUAAGGAAUGCUUGAACAGUGUGGAUAUUGUAUAUGUUGCUAAUACAGAUGCCGACUCGUGGAUUGAGAGAGAGGUCACGUUAUUAAGGGCAGAUGGUUGUCCAAAAGUUUGGGUGGCCACUUCAGAUACUUUCCAUCAACAUGCGGCGCAUGGCGCGGGUGCUUAUGUCUGGAGCUGCAAAAACCUCAUUUCAGAGAUCAACGAUGCAAAGAAGGAGUUGCAGGAGUUGCUGCAUGAUGAAACAAUGUAUUCUACAAAAGGGAAGCUUUUGGAGCACAACCUGGACCCAGAGGUGCGGGAUGCUCUGCAUGCGUUAAAACAGCAAUUGAAAACCCAAUAACUUUUGCUCGAGAGGAGGUACUUCAUCAUUUGGGAGGUAGUUGUACUUGAAGCAAAUGAGUGCAUUCGAGAAGUUAGGAGACAAAUCCGAUCAGUUCUUUAUAAGAACAAUCAUAGAGAUUCUUAGAAUGCAUGACAAAACCAGGGUACCUGCUUUGGAGUAAGCGCGAUCAUUUUUGCCUUCUCCUCAUUCAAGGUUGAGAUCUGAAUCCCCCCCCUGCUUACGAAGCUCCUGAAGCACUUGAUUAGGUCAAAUGGAAGUGAACAUUUCUGAAGAUGUGUGGGACAUUGUAUGGAACGCUCACAAGAAGGAACGUCUGAGAGGCUAACGGAGUUGCUAAGGCCUUUCAGGAUUUCGGCAGAGUGCAGUAUGUUUGAUAACUAGAAUAGUUUCAGUGGAGUUUUCCCAUCUCAUUAAGUGCACUAGCUAUUUGGGCGUAGAGAUAUUGUAUCAUUCGGUCACAAUUCGAAGACUUAGAAACAUUUUCCAGUGACAGACUAGCAAGGACACUAGUAAUUUUCAAAUUUAGUAUGUGUGAGUAUGUCAAGUAUGCCAACAUUAUGAUGAGUAUUCUAUUCAAUUGAAGAGCCUAAUGAAAUUGAAGCUAA
Molecule: messenger RNA, 1937 nt
Organism: Physcomitrium patens
Lineage: Eukaryota; Viridiplantae; Streptophyta; Bryopsida; Funariales; Funariaceae
Source: RefSeq, a predicted model, not a curated record